AGCUGUCAGCCUUCUGCACAGGCCAACUACAGACUGGUGUUAUUUACAAGGUUUGGGAAAUAUUGCUACAGACACAGCAUCGACUGAUAAUGUGUCAGGAUUCUCCCGUCACCUCGACUUCUCACACUUUUGGGAACAUGUUAACAAAAAGUCACUUUAAAGUUUAAAUACUAUCUAGUUAGCUAAACAUUUGCAGGAGAUAGGAUACACUGGGUUUUACCGAAUGCAUUUUAGCAUUACUACCGGCUUUAACACGUGUAUGUAGUGUUUUGACCAAUCAAUUGUACAGUCUUGGGCAGACGGGGUAUAAAUUUGAGGCGGUUGUCGUAAAGACUUCUGCCGCCGAAGAGCUGAACAAGGAGUCGGUGAAAUCUAAGGAGACGUGUGAUGAACAUUAAAUUGCAGCCAAGUAUAUUUCAGAUUAUUUCCUUAUUUAACCUCCUUUGGAAAACACAAUGGCUGCUGUGAAAGUGUGUCCCACUGUGAGUAAGAACCCUCCUCCACCAGAGGUCAUAAAUCCCAAGAAGCCUGGACGUAUGACCAAUCAGCUCCAGUAUCUGGAGAGGGUGGUAGUCAGAACUUUAUGGAGGCAUCACUUCUCUUGGCCCUUUCGUCAGCCUGUUGAUGCAGUAGCUCUUUGUAUCCCAGAUUAUUACACAAUUAUUGCAAAUCCUAUGGAUUUGGGCACUAUUAAGAAGCGUCUCCAGAACAAAUACUACUGGAAAGCACUUGAAUGUAUUCAAGACUUCAACACCAUGUUUGCCAACUGCUACAUGUAUAAUCGGCCUGGAGAUGAUAUUGUUAUCAUGGCACAGACCUUGGAGAAGGUGUUUUUGCAAAAAGUUUCCCAAAUGCCAAAAGAGGAGUGUGAGGUUACGGAAUAUACCGCUAAAGAUCAAGUCAAAGGGAAGAAUGCCAGUACAGGUGCAGUGACCCAGAGAUCCCUUGUGUCAGAAGUUGUUCUCAGACAGACAGUGACAGUCAUCCCCCCUGAUGUGCAUCACAAUCACCCCUCCGUCCCACUCACCAAACAAGCUGAUUCAUCAAUUAAAAAAGGUUUAAAGAGAAAAUCAGAUCCUGCACCGUCCACUAUCUCAGUGAUGCCAAGUAAUGAGGUCGUCAGAGCUGGAGAAGAUUCAGCACCCUGUACAUUCUUCCUCAGGAGAGGUAGUGGAAGACCCAUCAAACCUCCUAAGAAGGAUUUGCCAUCCUUGGAAGUGAAGAAGGUCAGACUGUCUGAGCAGCUCAGGUGCUCCAACGACAUCUUAAAGGAGAUGCUGUCCAAGAGGCACUGUGCAUAUGCAUGGCCCUUUUACACCCCCGUCGAUGCCAUUGCUUUGGGUUUGCAUGACUAUCAUGACAUUAUCAAGCAGCCCAUGGAUCUGGGUACUAUCAAGAAAAAAAUGGAUGCACGAGAGUAUGCAAAUGCAAAAGAGUUUGCCGCAGAUGUCAGACUGAUGUUCUCAAACUGUUACAAGUACAAUCCACCUUCACAUGAAGUAGUCUACAUGGCAAGAAAACUGCAGGAAGUUUUUGAGGCCCGAUAUUUGAAAGUUCCCCUGGAACCAGAAAAAUGUUGCCCUCCGUUGCAGCAAGAUGACCAAGGACAUGGAGACAAAGAUACAAGUCCAUCAGCAUCAGAAAGUUCUGGCAGUGAAAGCUCCUCUGAGCUGGAAAGCGCCAAAGAAGAUGUGGCGGUGCAGCUGGCCAAUCUGGAGGAGUGGCUGAAAGCAAUGAGUGAUCAUUUGAAGAAAAUGAAACCAAAGAAGGACAAGUUGAAAAAGGACAGAACAUGUAAAGAAAAGAAUAAUGCCAAACUAAAACUCAAAUCCUCAAAGCACAAACCUGUUGUAGAAAACGUGGCCAAAAACAAGAGCACUACUAUCAAACGCAGUAUUCCUGGAGUGCCUUUGAAAAGUAAGGAUAAGCCUUCAUCAUUACCCAUGACAUACCAGGAGAAGAAGCAGUUGAAACUGGACAUCGACAAGCUGCCUGGUGACAAACUAGGCAAGUUGGUGAACAUCAUUCACUCCUGUGAGUCUUAUCUACGAGACUCUACUCUAGAAGAGAUUGAGGUUGACUUUGAAAUACUCAAGCCUUCCACUCUGAGAAACCUGCAGAGGUUUGUGGCAAAAUGUCUGAGGAAAAGCAACAAGAAAUUUAAAAAGAAGUCUGUAAUGCCCACAGCAACUCAGAUUUGGAAUUUAAAGGAUGGUGGGAAAUCUCAGGUUGUCAGUAAAGAGCUCUUAAGUAAGAAAAAUAAUCCAGCUGCUAAAGUCACAACAGCCCCAGAUGCCCCAUACAUGUCACGCCUCAGUGACAGCAGCAGCAGCAGCAGCUCCAGCUCCUCAUCCAGCUCCCGCAGCAGCCGAAGUAGUUGUCAUUCUAACACAUCUGAUAGCAGUGACUGUGAAUCAGUGCCAAAAACAAAGAAGCAGAAAAGUCAAGACAAAGAUAAGAAAAUGUUGAAGGUGUCACAGACUGCCAGUAGUAAGCAGAUACUGGAGACAAAAGAUUCGAGCCAAUCCUCGGUCCAGACUUGUUGCUCUCCUGCUGUGCAGUCCUCAGGAGCAGAAACUAGAGGCAAGCCCUGUGACCAGCUGACUCUAGUACCUCCAGAUUUGUCUGCACUUUUAUCCCCCAUGGUGUCUCCAGGGAUUUUACUGGACUGGACUACCACCAAAUUUGAGCAUGGCCCAGUGCUGUCCCCUCUGAGAGACAGCCCACUGCAGCCGGGGGAUGAGACCAGGUCCAAUUUCAGAUAUCCCGAAGAUUUUCCUGAGAGUCAUGUGUCAACAAUGCCUCAGACCGACGCAGCAAAUAAAUCAGCUGAAGAAGAGAAACGCCAAAUUCCAAAAAAGGACUUUGUUCUGAAAAAUGCUGAGUCUUGGGCUCGACUAGUGAGACAGUCAGUCACUUCAGCCGCAAUCAAGUCAUCAAAAGAAAGUUUCCAACAGUUCCGUAAGGCUGCAAUAGAGAAGGAAGAACGUGAAAAAGAACUAAAGAAGAAACAAGUGGAAGGAAACAAGGAGAAGGAAACUCUGGAAAAGAGCAGCCUGCCAGGCCCAGGCAAAAUGGAAAGAGAUCCUCCAGCAUCAAUUAAAGAAGAACCUGAAUCACCAGGGAAUGUUUGCACAGAGCCUGCUUUAGAUGCUCCCAAAGAAGCUGAAGUGGAAAAGCCAAACUCUCCCAAGGAAACUCCAGGCGUAGGUACACCGUCAUCUGUGGACAGGGACAGAGAGAUGGCCCGCAAGAAGGAGCAGGAGCGUCGCCGAAGAGAGGCUAUGUCUGGUAUUGACAUGACUAUGCAGCAGGAUAUCAUGACUAAUUUUGAGCUCAACCUGGACUGAAGAAAGGAGGGGAAACAAUCAGGAACUUAAAUAAGUCUCCUGUCCAAUACUUUGGUGUGUUGUCUCUGUGAAUAACUUUAACUCUCUUCCUAGACACUAUAUGCAUCAAAAGACAUCUUGAAAACAGCCUAAUGCAUAUUCUUGGAACUAGAAAAUAAAUAGUGAUAAAGGAAAUGUAGUAAAACUGAACAUGGAUCUUGGCUUUGUCUUGUAACUGUUAUUAAAUGGGUUAAUAUUUGCACUGGUUGCACUGUGGAAUUUGGGAUGAUAGGGUGAAAAUGACAAUGUAAUCUUUUCUGCAUGUUUGGUGUUCUUUGCACAUUUGGAUGAAACUUCCUACAGUUGUUUGUGACAAGCUAGUUAAUGCGCACACACAAGUCCAAUCCAAUACUUGAUUGUCAUAUAAAGUGAUUUUUUUUGUUUGUUUUUUUUCACUGUUUAGUUCUCAUGUUUGUUGUUUUCCUGCUCAGUGAACCAUUCUAAUAACUGUCACCAUGUUCUGGUUAAUCCUGACCUGAAUGCACACAGCACUUGUUUGAAUGUGUUUGUUACUGCCUCAUCCUCUGACUUUUUCUUUUUGAGAUAUUCUUGAACGAAAAAAAUGAUUCUUUGAAUUGAGGCUGAGGUUGUUUUUUGCCAGUAUUUCACAUGUUUUUCUGUCUUUUUUUUUUUUUUGGUCGGUACUUGAAAAUGCCAUACUUUACAUUGCGUUGGUUUUGUUACGGAUUGCACUUUAUUUUCAUACAGCUCUGGCUGCUCCAAAGUUUUUUUUUUUGGAUAUUAUCAGCGUAUCCUGUAUGUUAGUUUGUAUAGGCUAUGUAACUUUUUUUUUUUUUUUUGUAGGUAAAAUAUUAAAACUAUUUUCACUAAGCUAUCUGCGUCAGUGUGUGGUGUGAUCCAUAGCAACCAAUCCAUAGCAACAGUAGACCAGAUGUGUCAAAGUCAUUACACACUUGAAGAUGUUAGAAAUAACACAGAAAUUCAUAUGAAACAGAUUCACUUCAUUUUCAUCUCAACACCGGUACUGUUUUGUAUAGAAAUGUAGAAUUUUACACAUGAUAACUGUACAGUGUAUCAAUUCAGUAAUGUCUUGUUGAGGACAAUGCGUACUUUACUAUUCUAUAUUCAUUGCAUAUUUCACAUUUUCCUUUGCUUGUUCUUGGUUUGGGGGAUCAUGCUUCUCCCUCAUUCAGCUUCAAAAGGAAAAGGGGGAGAAAACAGAUUACAUACUUUCCAGCCAGUGUGUGAUACACACUGUCCCACUGACCAUGAUAUGAUAUCUCCUGUCCAUCUCUGUCCUCUCUACUGACUCUCAGUGGCAGCUGAAGCUCAAAGCUUCAUAUUCACGCUUGGCUUUUUCUGCCCACCUUUUGACCUUUCUUUACUACUUUGAAAUAAAUCAGAUUCAAGGCUUCA
Sphaeramia orbicularis (orbiculate cardinalfish) is the source of this 4766-nucleotide messenger RNA. RefSeq names its product bromodomain, testis-specific (gene brdt). The coding region runs from base 456 to 3350 and encodes 964 amino acids. Gene Ontology annotation, biological process: regulation of DNA-templated transcription; chromatin remodeling. Lineage: Eukaryota; Metazoa; Chordata; Actinopteri; Kurtiformes; Apogonidae. The record is from RefSeq and is a predicted model, not a curated record. Gene Ontology annotation, cellular component: nucleus; chromatin. The transcript has 20 exons.